This is a messenger RNA of Tarenaya hassleriana, 1753 nucleotides long. Its product is annotated as F-box/FBD/LRR-repeat protein At5g56420-like. Gene Ontology annotation, molecular function: protein binding. The transcript is spliced from 2 exons. The record is from RefSeq and is a predicted model, not a curated record. Lineage: Eukaryota; Viridiplantae; Streptophyta; Magnoliopsida; Brassicales; Cleomaceae. The coding region runs from base 111 to 1466 and encodes 451 amino acids.
UACCGUCCGAGACAUGAACCCUAGAACCCACGAACCUGAGAUUUUCAUUUUCUCGCAGUUCUUUUCUUCGGCCGGGGAAUUUCUACAGUGAUCGCUCAUCGCUGUCAUAGAUGUCGGCUCAAUCUAGUCCGUUCUUAUCCGAUGAUGACUCCGAUCAUCGUUCUGAAACGGAAUCAGAAUCAGAAUCGGAAUCCCAAUCUCUCGACAUGAUCAGCCAUCUCCCCGACGGCGUAAUCCAACAAAUACUCUCGUACCUCACGACGAAGGACGCCGUCGCCACGAGUGUCUUGUCGUGGCGGUGGAGAUAUAUCUGGGAGCUCGUCCCGAAUCUCAAAUUCGACAAUUCCAAGGCAUAUACAUACGACGAGCGAUUCUCGGAUUUGGUGAACAAUGCCCUUAUGUAUCACGGCGCGGAUAUUCUGGAGAAAUUCCACCUGAAAUGUAGCCCCUACGAUGAUUUCGAGGAGUUGGAAUCGUGGGUUGACUGUGCCGUCGAACGUUGCCCGAGAGAAGUGAAGCUGUCUAUGUGUUCUUUCCCAGGUCGUCAUUUCGCCGUGCCAGCAAGUGUCUUGAACUGCGAGACGAUUACGGUGCUGAAACUCAAGGGUGAAGGAAUCUUCGUCGAUGUUCGAGAUACAUAUGUUCAGCUUCCCUGUUUGAAGGUCUUGAAUCUGUUUUUUGUUCAUUACAUAGAUGAUAGUUCUCUUACUGGUCUGUUGUCGGGUUGCCGUGCGUUGGAAGAAAUCCAUUUUAGGCGAUCGUUUUAUCAUGACAAUAUCAAGACCUUGUGCAUCAAUGUUCCUACUUUGAGGCGUUUGGUUUUGGUUUGCCCCAAGACUUUUGUCACGUCUCAGAAACUCAAGCUUGAGAUAAAGGCACCGGCUUUGGAGUAUCUUGAGCUUAGGGCUGUCCAAUGUCAAGACUUACUAGUGGAGGAAUUUCCCCAGUUAGUGAAGGCAACUCUCGAUUUCUGUGAACCUCUCACCGGAAAACUUCUUGGUUCACUUCGAAAUGUCAAGCAACUUUGUCUGGAUAAUCUUCCGAAAUCUCUGCCUCAGGAGGGCCUUAAUUUGAUCCCUGAGUAUCAUCAGCUGGAAGGUUUGGAGUUCACGCUUGUGGAUUCUGUGUGGGGUGUGCUGAUGGAUCUGCUCGAAAAUUCUCCCAAGCUGAAAGCUCUCGUCAUACGAAAGGAUGAAAGGAUUCCGCCUUUGUCACAUUGUUCGUUUCCGAAGUCUCUCCCUAAUUGCUUUCUGUAUCAGCUUGAAACAUUAUGUGUGCAUGGAUUCACUUGUUCCGAAGGAGAGAUGAGUUUCGUGAGAGAUAUCCUAGAGAAAGGUGAAGCCUUGAAGCGAGUUUACAUCCACACCUUCUCUUCUCUAAUGGAUUAUGAAGCCAAGCAAUGCCUUAUCGAGCAACUUUCAGCAUUACCCAAGAGCUCAGCCAGUUGCGAGAUCGAUAUAGUCUAAGAAACAACUUCCUGGGGCCUCCAAAUGUUGUUGUCUUGGCUGUUAUUUUUCUCUUUUCUACUUAACCUCAUUGCAAUAAAGCGUAAAGAUCAGGCUUGCUUAGUUGAAUUGAACGUUGUAUGUGCAUCUAAGUGUUAGUUCUGCACUAGCCAUAGUUUCUUGGAUAGAACAGAUGUGUAGCCAUGUUGUUGUAUAUGGAAAGAUGCACAGUUCAUGUCACUGGUGAUAUACUUCCCUCUCCUUUUGUCAAUGAUCUUGUCAGUACUAAUGGAGUUUUUGGUCUACCA